This is a messenger RNA of Radiomyces spectabilis, 1593 nucleotides long. RefSeq names its product Metallo-dependent phosphatase-like protein. Gene Ontology annotation, cellular component: fungal-type vacuole. Gene Ontology annotation, biological process: polyphosphate catabolic process. The record is from RefSeq and is a predicted model, not a curated record. The transcript is spliced from 6 exons. Gene Ontology annotation, molecular function: endopolyphosphatase activity; exopolyphosphatase activity. Lineage: Eukaryota; Fungi; Mucoromycota; Mucoromycetes; Mucorales; Radiomycetaceae. Bases 113 to 1432 code for a protein of 439 amino acids.
AAUCAAGGUACCCUUUUUCAUUGUAUAAAAGGCUCAUACUUACCGACAUUGUACCACUUUACAUUUUUUUGUCAAGUUUUCCAAUUUUGGGUUCUUCUUGCGGUGAAAAACCAUGCUUUGUCCAUCUGUGAAGAAACUUGUGCUGGCCGCUUUUCUAUUCGGUAUUCCUCUGAAUGCUUUGCCCUUGGAGUCCCAUCAAGCGUUGGCUCCUCGCGCCGCUAAUAGUGGCCAUUUGAAGGGCAAAUUUCUUCACGUUACAGACAUCCAUAUUGAUCCCAACUACAUGGCUGGCUCGGAUCCUGACCAAUUGUGCCAUCGCAAGAGUGAAGAUGACGAUGACAAUACUGCGGGCAAAUUCGGUGCUUUGCAUACCAAAUGCGAUUCCCCUAUUCCCUUGGUCGAAGCCUCCUUCAAAUUCAUGAAGGAAUCCUUGCAAGAUGUGGAUUUUAUUAUUUACACGGGUGAUACGGCGCGUCACGAUCGUGAUGACGACAAGCCUCGUACAAAAGACGACGUGUUGCAUGACCACAAGGCCGUGGUGAAAUACUUUAUGGACACUUACGACGUCGGAGACAUCCCUUUCAUUCCUACAAUAGGCAACAAUGACCCUAUUGAACACAACGAAGUUGUCAAGAAGGAUGCGCUUUUCGACGAUCUCAAGACGAUCUGGAAGCCGUUCCAGCUGGAUCUGAAAGAUAGCUUCGACAAAGGUGGCUAUUUCUAUCAAGACGUUAUUCCAGGCAAGCUUCGCGUGAUCAGUUUGAAUACCAUGUUUUUCUACAAGAAAAACGACGACGUUCCCGAUUGCGACGAGAAGAAUGGACCUGGUGCCGUGCACUUGUCUUGGUUGGAAGACGCAUUAAAGGAUACAAAGAAAUCAGGCUCCAAAGCCUACCUUAUCGGCCAUGUUCCUCCCAACGAUGAUGACGACGAAAAGAUCUUCAAAGACAAGUGUCACUCCAAAUAUAUCAAUCUCUUGGGCAAAUACAGCGACGUAAUUACCGGUCAUUUUACAGACGAUAUGUUAUCAGCUGUUGUCAAGGACCACGGUGACUCAUACGGUCAUGUCUCAGCCGUGCACAAGAAAAAGAAGUUGAAAGAUAUCAAUGCUGACAGGGCCGUGACCGUGAUGUUCAAUGCUCCCUCUAUCCUUCCUUCCAACAAUCCUGCUAUUCGAGUCUAUGAAUAUGACACUGGUUCCGGCGAUUUGCCCGCAGGAACGAUCAAGGACUGGAACCAGUACUAUGUAGAUCUCAAGAAAGCCAACAAGGAAGAUAAAGUCACCUACGAGAAGGAAUACCAAGCUUCCAGAUUAUUCGGCAUCAACCAUUUUGAUGCGGCGGGUAUCAAGAAGAUCUUUAAGAAGAUUGCCACUGACAAGAAGCUUAGAAAGCAGUAUUCAAAAUAUGUCAAAGUUUCCAGAAAAGAUUGAACCAUUAUUAGAUAAUUCAGUAUAGAUUAUUUGCUUUACAAUAACAGGGCUGGAUCCUUGUCAUUGCACUUUUGUACUUUUAAACUGUUAUAAAGUUUUUUCUCUAUUAUCCUCUGAAUUUGUUUUUCUUCCUGUGGUCAAAGAAUAGUUUUUAGAAUCUU